Messenger RNA from Paramecium tetraurelia, 249 nucleotides. RefSeq lists its product as uncharacterized. The record is from RefSeq and is a predicted model, not a curated record. Lineage: Eukaryota; Ciliophora; Oligohymenophorea; Peniculida; Parameciidae. The transcript has a single exon.
AUGAAUUCAUCACAAAGAAGAGAUGACGUUAUCUCAUUCAAUAUGCUUAAUCUUCAGGUGAGUUAAAAGUGGAGGAAGAAUGUUCUGAAUGAUGUCAACAUCAAUGAGUCUGAUAAAAAAGAUAAUGUCAAUUUGGAUCUCCCAGAAUCAUUACCUAAAUUGGAAAAGGAAAGGGAAUAAAUUAUUAAAGCAUUCAAGAAUUGUUGCAUAAAUUCAUUGAUGCCAAAAGAAAUAAUGAAUGAAAUUUGA